UUUUCGAGCAAGAUGACCCGAGUUCAGACGUAUCUUAUCGUUGUUAUCGUUUCGGCGUUGUUCUCAACCACUCUGGGAUCGCCAAUUUUCUGGCUUCUUCCGUGGAGUAGCUGGCUCAACCCAACUACCACAAGCAGUACCAGCAGUGGCACUUCCUCAACCAGCACUGCAACGGCACGAACCCCUUCAAAUGUGUCCAUAGCGAUCGGAGACCGGACCAACACAACCGCCGGACUGGACGACAUGGGAACCGUCAUCGACGGGCUAACCAUAAACGCUGGUCGGCGGAGAAGAUCCGCCCAACAGCUGCCCGAGGUGGACUUCAUUGUACCAAGUAAUGAGUCUUAUAUUCAAAUCGGGAACCACGUGAUCAGACUUCCGUCGCGAAACAUUUCCAACAUCACGAUCAACGUGGUCGACGGAGUUCCGUACGUUGGAGCAGGAGGGCUUCCGGCUCCGCCUCAGGAUGUGCCUCCAAAUUUGUUCGACCACAUCAAGAACUUUUUCGACGGGGUCUUCAACCGGACCAACUAAGGCAUUUCCUCGUACUGUGAAAACCUGCUAGUUUGACAACGUGGUUUAACAAACCAAUUAUCCAGUUUAUGUUUGAAAGUGUUUGUAAAAUCAGCCAAAAGUAUGAAUUUCAAAUUAAAAAGUGUCAAACCAUCGAGGUUUACCGGUUUUAUUUUCACUCGAGUUCAUUUUUGGCGUGGCGCGGGCUAUUUUCGGACUAGCCAAACAAGUUUGCCGGUUCCCCAAAGGACAUUAGACAAAUUUUUGAUGUGGUGUGUUCGGUGUAUUUUUAAAGCCACAACAGAUGCUUUCAUCCGAGUGACAAACACACACAGAUAUAUUGCAGUCAAAUUCACUGUCACUGGGUUAAUUUU
This is a messenger RNA of Culex quinquefasciatus (southern house mosquito), 887 nucleotides long. RefSeq lists its product as uncharacterized. NCBI's taxonomy places the organism in Eukaryota, Metazoa, Arthropoda, Insecta, Diptera, Culicidae. Bases 13 to 534 code for a protein of 173 amino acids. The record is from RefSeq and is a predicted model, not a curated record. The transcript is spliced from 2 exons.